This is a messenger RNA of Harmonia axyridis, 1269 nucleotides long. RefSeq names its product serine, glycine and glutamine-rich protein-like. The transcript has 2 exons. Bases 115 to 1137 code for a protein of 340 amino acids. The record is from RefSeq and is a predicted model, not a curated record. Lineage: Eukaryota; Metazoa; Arthropoda; Insecta; Coleoptera; Coccinellidae.
UCUAGGAAGAUGUCUUUUAUUUGGGGGAACUGAUUACAUAGCCGAAGAAGCUCGCACUAUAAAAGAUGUUUAUCAGCACAGUCUCUUCAUACACUCUCCAAUUGUCUUACCAACAUGAAGUACCUCGUGGUGAUAACCACAACUCUACUUGCUCUUGCCAACGCAAAGCCACAGUACAACUACCCAGCACCGCAACGCCCUCAAAUACCAAGUGGUAGUUAUGGUGUCCCGGGAGGCGGUAUAGGCAUCACCGGAGGUGGAGGCUUCAUUGGAGGAUCCACAGGAGGUGGUUUCAUUGGAGGAGGCAGCAUUGGAGGAGGUAAUAUCGGAGGAGGAAGUAUCGGAGGAGGUUUCAUCAGCGGAGGAGGUAGCAUUGGAGGUGGUUCAUUUGGAGGUGGCUCAAUUGGAGGUGGUUCAUUUGGAGGUGGUUCCAUUGGGGGUGGCUCAAUUGGAGGUGGUUCCAUUGGAGGUGGCCUCAUCAGCGGAGGAGGUUCCAUCGGUGGUGGAUCAAUUGGAGGAGGAGCCAUUGGAGGCGGUGGCGUUCUCGUACAGAAGCACAUCUACGUUCAUGUAGCCCCACCAGAACCUGAAGAAUUCAGACCACAAAGGCCAAUUUCUGUCGGACAAGCCACCAAACACUACAAAAUCAUCUUCAUCAAGGCACCAACUCCACCCACCCCAACCGCUGCAUCUAUUGCUCUUCAACAACAGAACGAAGAGAAGACUCUCGUUUACGUUUUGGUCAAGAAACCCGAAGAAGCUCCAGAGAUCAGCAUCCCAACUGCUGCCCCAACUCAACCCUCAAAACCAGAAGUAUACUUCAUCCGUUACAAGACCCAAAAGGAAACCACUGGAGGUGGUGCUAUUGGCGGAGGUUCUAUUGGUGGAGGUUCCAUUGGAGGUGGUUCUAUUGGAGGAGGUUCCAUUGGAGGUGGUUCAAUUGGAGGAGGUUCAAUUGGAGGUGGCUCUAUUGGAGGAGGAAUAAUUGGAGGAGGCUCUAUUGGAGGUGGAAUAAUUGGAGGAGGCUCUAUUGGAGGUGGAUCCAUAGGAAUCACAACUGGCACUGGAAGUUCGACAAUUGGAGGUGGAAGACCAUCGACGAGCUAUGGACCCCCAGGUCACAGUGGACCUUAUUAAGAUGAGAUUUUUUGAAGUUUAGUUUAUUGUAAAUAAGCCCACAGAUGUAUAUUUUUAUAUUUAUACGUAAGAUUGACUAGAUGCAUAAGAAAAUUAUGGUGACAAAUGAAAUAUAAUAUUCAUGUUUCUUUA